UUCGGCGCUGAAAAGGAAGGAGCCACUAUUGCAGUGACACAACCGGAGCGGCACGAGCCAAGAGGAGCAGCUAAAACACCGUUUACUUGGUUACGUCGCUCCCGAGCAUCGUGACACAGCGCAGAGUUUUGCGACAUGGCCGAUAAAGAAGUGUAUGAUGAUGCAGUGGAGGAAAGGGUCAUCAAUGAAGAGUACAAGAUAUGGAAGAAAAACACACCUUUCCUCUACGACCUGGUGAUGACUCAUGCGCUGGAGUGGCCCAGCCUUACUGUCCAGUGGCUUCCAGAUGUCAACAGGCCGGAGGGGAAGGACUACGCCGUUCACAGGCUGGUUUUGGGGACCCAUACAUCAGAUGAGCAGAACCACCUCGUGAUUGCCAGCGUCCAGGUACCAAAUGAUGACGCCCAGUUUGAUGCCUCACACUACGACAGCGAAAAAGGAGAGUUUGGUGGAUUUGGUUCCGUCAGUGGUAAAAUUGAGAUCGAGAUAAAGAUCAACCACGAGGGAGAGGUGAACCGAGCUCGCUACAUGCCCCAGAAUCCCUGCAUCAUCGCCACCAAGACUCCCACCUCGGACGUGCUGGUCUUCGACUACAAUAAGCACCCGUCUAAGCCAGAUCCCAGUGGGGAGUGUAGUCCUGACUUAAGGCUGAAAGGCCACCAGAAAGAAGGGUACGGUCUCUCCUGGAAUCCAAACCUCAGCGGAAACCUACUCAGUGCCUCCGAUGACCACACCAUCUGUCUGUGGGACAUCGGUGCCGGCCCAAAGGAAGGGAAGAUUGUGGACGCCAAGACCAUCUUCACCGGACACACAGCAGUGGUGGAGGAUGUCUCCUGGCAUUUGCUCCAUGAAUCUCUGUUUGGCUCCGUGGCUGACGACCAGAAACUCAUGAUAUGGGACACUCGGUCCAACACCACAUCUAAAGCCAGCCACUCAGUUGACGCUCACACAGCGGAGGUCAACUGUCUGAGCUUCAACCCCUACAGCGAGUUCAUUCUCGCCACCGGUUCUGCCGAUAAGACUGUUGCACUGUGGGACCUGAGGAACCUCAAACUGAAGCUGCACUCCUUUGAGUCCCACAAAGAUGAAAUUUUCCAGGUACAAUGGUCUCCUCACAACGAGACGAUCCUGGCCUCCAGCGGCACAGACCGACGUCUCAACGUCUGGGAUCUCAGUAAAAUUGGGGAGGAGCAGUCUGCAGAGGAUGCAGAGGACGGUCCACCAGAGCUGCUGUUCAUCCACGGUGGCCACACAGCAAAGAUCUCUGACUUCUCCUGGAACCCAAAUGAACCCUGGGUGAUCUGCUCUGUGUCCGAGGACAACAUCAUGCAAGUCUGGCAAAUGGCGGAGAAUAUUUACAACGAUGAGGAGCCAGACAACACCCCUGCAUCAGAGCUGGAGGCUCAGGGAUCAUAACCCAGCUCUGCAUGACUCCAUCUCUCCAGGCACGACCCCCCUCCCUCUUCCCGUCGUCUCCCUCUCUGGCUUAUCGGGUGCAAAAUGAAGUCUGCUCUCCACAUGUGAGCGCUGUGGAUAGACGGCGUGGACUCCACCCCUCCGAACAGACAGUUGGAUUCAUCUCGCUCACACUUCGACAUGACCCAGGUACCCAAAAGCACUUGGAGUAGGAUAAGAGUUAAAAUGUUUUACCUGGGCUUUAGAGACUCUUUAGAGCCGAAAACUUUUAAGUGGACAAAUUUACUGUAAGUUAUAACAGGUAAUCAAAGGGCUCAAGCAAGGAAAACAAGUAAUUUUACAUUUGGACUCAUGAGUAAUGAGAAAACCACUAGCCUUUAGGCUUCUCUAAAGACAAAAAUAUCUAAGGAAACCCGAACAAUCAAAGCACUGAAAUGCUUUUGGAAAACAUGAUCCACAUUUGUCCAAACCGAUUGGCUAAAAUCUGACCGUGUUGAUCAUGUCCAGGGAGCGCUCUUUCAUACCUUGUUUUCUCACCUGUCGAGCUCUUGUGGCUUUGCUCCGUCAUAUCGUACUUAGCUGACACUUCCUGGCUGUCCUUUGAAAACAUUCCCGCUGUGUUUGCCUCCUGCUCAUAAGGUACAUAAACUGUUCAGUAUUUGGUUGAGAGAAAAAAAGGUGCACUUGAGGGAAACUCAUUUCUUUCUUCUUCCUCUCCUCUUUCUGUUGUUAAAUAAUGUGAAAUUGCCAUGUUUUGUUUCCCGCACCGCAAAUUGCAAUAAAACUUUUAUAACUUUUCAAA
Plectropomus leopardus (leopard coralgrouper) is the source of this 2218-nucleotide messenger RNA. Its product is annotated as histone-binding protein RBBP7. The record is from RefSeq and is a predicted model, not a curated record. Gene Ontology annotation, molecular function: protein binding. Lineage: Eukaryota; Metazoa; Chordata; Actinopteri; Perciformes; Serranidae.